GAUUUUUUUUUCUGAUUCUGAUUCGACAUCAGAAAAACUUCGUCACUUUCAGCUGCUUAAUGAUAAAAGGAUUUCCAUCGGAUAAAAACAGUGAAAUCUCCGUAGUUUAACUCCGAAAAAGACUUCUCGGGAGCGCUACAGCGGCGGGGCUUACGAUGCCAGACACGGUGGAUGGCGGGGACAUUCCCAAAUCCAAACGACCUUCAGACUCUGCCUUCAAGCAGCAACGACUUCCGGCAUGGCAACCGGUGCUGACGGCUGGCACCGUGCUUCCAGCGUUUUUCGUCAUCGGAAUUGCUUUUAUCCCUGUUGGAGUGGCUUUGCUCUAUUUCUCUAAUGCUAUCACAGAGUUCGUGUACGAUUACACCCAGUGCGUCCAGCUGGGGUCCAUGAAUCACACCUGCGCGGAAGUGCUCACUGCCAAGGAGGCGGACGAGUGUGUAUGCAUGGUGAACUUCACGCUGGAAAAGGAUUUCCUCGGCAAGGUCUACAUGUACUACGGUUUGACCAACUAUUUCCAGAACCAUCGACGGUACGUAAAAUCGCGCGAUGACGAUCAGCUGCUGGGACGGCUGUCGAUGACUCCGUCCAGCGAUUGUGCCCCGUUUGCGUACGUCGAUGACGAUCCGAAUAGGCCUGUGGCUCCGUGCGGUGCAAUCGCAAACUCGCUGUUCAGCGACACGUUUGAACUGUCGUCGGAAAAGUACGGUCCGGUGCCGCUGCUCCGGACGGAGAUUGCCUGGCCGUCGGAUCGGAAGAUCAAGUUCCGGAAUCCGGAGGGUGACUUACAGGAAGCGUUGAAAGGAUUUUCGCGACCGAGAGACUGGAGGACUGAUCUGUGGAAUCUUGACCCGCAAAAUCCGGACAAUAAUGGUUUUCAGAACGAGGAUCUCAUCGUUUGGAUGCGAACGGCCGCUCUGCCCAGCUUCCGCAAGCUGCACCGCCGCAUCGAUCACAACAAAAAGUACUUCGAGAAUGGACUCGGAAAGGGCAACUACACGCUGAAGAUCAACUACUCUUACUCGGUGAGCGAAUUUGACGGUACCAAAAAGAUCAUCCUGUCGACCACCUCGCUGCUCGGAGGCAAGAAUCCGUUUCUCGGCUUCGCCUACAUCAUCGUCGGAAGUGUGUGCCUCCUGCUGGGCAUCGUCCUCCUGGUGAUCCAUAUCAAGUGUAGCAAAAACACUUCGGGUAUCAACAGCGUCAGUCAGCGUACGCAGUACACAUAGGAGUUACUGUCGUUGAACAGCUAAAUGGAGCAUUGCUGGUGUUGAAUUGUUUCUGCUUCGUGUUAGGUUUUCAUUUUUACGAGUAAGUUUCGUUGGGCGCCAUUAUGUGACAAUGGUAUUUUAACUCGCAUAGAACAUUAUUUUAAAUUGAUACAAAUGGGUGCUUAUUUAUCGAGAAAAAAAGUAGCAACGACAUUGAACUAGAUGCAGUAUUACUAUACGUUUUUUGUUAUAAUGCUUCAGAAAUUUGAAUGAUGUUGCUGAAGGCCAAAAUAGCUGUUCACCGUUCCAAAUCGAUCAAAAAUCCGAAAUAUUCAAGUUAUCACAACGGAUAUCGUAAAUCACAUGAGUAGUUUUGCAACUUUUGUUACUGCAUUUGCACAGUAUGGAGAAUACAAAAUCUGAAUAAAAUUAUAUUAAUGGAGAUCUCGUCGGUCGGAUUAAAUUAUGCUUGUUUCAGUUUUGACUAAUUUGUGAAUGUCAGUUUCUAAGAUUUUGUAUCCACCACUGUUUGUAUGCAGUGACCAAAUCAAUCAACCGUUAGAUGUUGUAAAAUGGCAUGAAAUAGCAGAGGAAUGCAUUCAAAUACACACUUGAUCCAGCACUAACCUACAGAUACAUAAAUAGAGAAUACAUAUAUCGUUGUUGGAAGUUUUUAGUGCAUCUAUCGGAGGUCUUUGUACCUUCGGUUCAGGUCAUAGAGAAAUAUUUUUGUCGACCAGCAUCACCAAAGCUGGCCACAGAUCGGUAGAUUUAAAUAGGAAGAAUCAUUUUACUCUAAAAAAAUAGUAUAAAAAAAUCAAUUUUUAUGCCCCUCUUUAACCGCACACACGAAUCCUUAAAAAUCACUCACACUUCUCAAAGUGGCCUUGGGCAGAGCGUUCCGAACACGACGUUGACUGCUGUAUAGCUGGAAAAGCUGACGGAUGGAAUCAUGCCAAAUACAGAAAAGAAGAAACAUAUUAUAAUAGAAGAACAGGUAUUAGGAACAGGAAUUUCACAUUCACAUGCUGCGAAAAUAAAUUUGUCAAAAAUAGAAAA
Molecule: messenger RNA, 2270 nt
Organism: Armigeres subalbatus
Lineage: Eukaryota; Metazoa; Arthropoda; Insecta; Diptera; Culicidae
Gene: CDC50
Product: cell cycle control protein 50A
Exons: 6
Coding region: 156-1229 (357 amino acids)
Cellular component (GO): plasma membrane; Golgi apparatus; endoplasmic reticulum
Source: RefSeq, a predicted model, not a curated record